GAACAAUUAUUCAUCUAUGAUGUAUUUGUUUCUUAUAGUGGCGAGGAUAGUGAUUGGGUUCUGGACAAAUUGGUACCAAAUUUAGAACAAGAUUCCAAUCUAAAACUCUGUAUACAUGAAAGAGAUUUCCAGGCUGGCAGAUUGAUUAUUGAUAAUAUUGUUGAAUCGAUUGAAAAUAGUCGUCGUGUUUUAAUUAUAUUAAGUAAUAAUUUUGCUCGAAGUGAAUGGUGUCAAUUUGAAAUGACAUUAGCUCAGAAACACGUUUUAAAUCGAGCUACAGAACCUUUAAUUGUUGUUUUAUUAGAAGAUAUAGACAGUGAAAAUAUGAGCAAUGCACUUCAUGCUUUAUUAAAGACCACUUCAUAUAUAACUUGGUUCGAUGAUAUACAACAGAUUCAAUUAUUUUGGGAUCGACUG
This is a messenger RNA of Lottia gigantea (owl limpet), 417 nucleotides long. RefSeq lists its product as hypothetical. The annotation marks the transcript as partial. Gene Ontology annotation, cellular component: membrane. The record is from RefSeq and is a predicted model, not a curated record. Gene Ontology annotation, molecular function: transmembrane signaling receptor activity. Gene Ontology annotation, biological process: toll-like receptor signaling pathway; inflammatory response; immune response. The transcript has a single exon. NCBI's taxonomy places the organism in Eukaryota, Metazoa, Mollusca, Gastropoda, Lottiidae.